GUCUUAAUAGAAAAAGCAAAGCAUUUAAAGCCGGUCUCUUAAUUUUCCCUUCUUCUGCUGCUGUUCAGUUCUUGACUACUACUACUACUUACUCUUACUGUUGUGUUAAUAAUGGCUGCGUCUUUGCAAAUGCCGGCUUUAAACCCCUUUGUUUUUGUUUGUUUUUAUUUUCUAAUAAAUAAAUAAAAUAACACCGUUUUUCUUUAAAGAAGGGAGAGAAGAAGAAGAGAAGAAUUCAGACAAACAUUUCUUUUCUCCUUCCUUGUUCUUCUUCUUCUUAAAUUAUUAUUAUUAUUAUUAUUAUUAUUAUUAUUAUUAUUAUUAUUAUUAUGCCCUAUAGUUAGAUCCAUGUCUUUAGGAUUUCCUGUCCAAAUUCCACUUUUUGUUUUCUUUUUCAUUUUUUGAUUCUUGUCAUGCUCUACUUCUUGAUUAUCUCUUUUUAGGGUUUGGAAAAAGAUGAUUUUCCAAAAAGAAGAAAUCUGGGUUUGAAGAAUUGUUUCUUGUUUCGAAAUGGGUUGUGUAUGUGGUAAACCAUCAGCAAUAGAAGAUAGUAAAGAAAGUCCUCCAGCAAAAGAGAGAAUAUCAAGCAGUAAUAAUAAUAAUUAUAAAACAUCAUCUGAUUUAAGAGGAGGAGUUGCAGUACCAAGACGUGUAUCGACAAGGAGAGGGGAAGAAGUAGUUUUCAAAGAGAAAGAAAGGCCUCCUAAUAGCAGAGGAGAUGGAAAUGGAAAUGGAAACGGAGGAAGAGUUGUUGUGAUUGAUAAUAAACAAAAAGUACAUACAAAUCGUUUGUCUACAGAGAAUUUUGUUGAAAGGAAAAAAGAGAAAACUGAGGUUGUUUCUAUACAUCACCAACAACAACAUCCAAAGGCUGCUAUUAGUCCUAAAGGCAUUGAAAGUGAACAUGUAGCUGCGGGUUGGCCUCCAUGGUUAGCUGCUGUUGCUGGUGAAGCUAUUAAAGGCUGGAUACCACGUCGUGCUGAUUCUUUUGAAAAGAUGGAUAAAAUUGGGCAAGGAACAUAUAGUAAUGUGUAUAGGGCCCGUGAUCUUGAAACUGGAAAAAUUGUUGCUCUAAAGAAAGUACGAUUUGACAACCUGGAGCCAGAAAGUGUUCGAUUCAUGGCAAGGGAAAUUAACAUUCUGCGUAAACUUGAUCACCCAAAUAUUAUAAAACUUGAAGGCCUCGUAACAUCACGAAUGUCUAGCAGCUUGUACCUUGUUUUUGAGUACAUGGAACACGAUCUUGCUGGGCUUGCUUCUUUUCCAGGUCUCAAGUUUACGGAGUCACAGGUUAAAUGUUAUAUGCAGCAAUUACUUCGAGGACUUGAACAUUGCCAUAGUCGUGGCGUUCUACAUCGUGAUAUAAAGGGUUCAAAUCUUCUAAUUGAUAACAGUGGCGUCUUAAAGAUUGCAGAUUUUGGGUUGGCGAGUUUUUUUGAUCCUAAGCAAAACCAAGCCUUGACAAGCCGUGUUGUAACCCUCUGGUAUAGACCGCCUGAGCUUUUACUUGGAGCCACUCACUAUGGGAUAGCUGUAGAUUUGUGGAGUGCUGGGUGUAUACUGGCAGAAUUAUAUGCGGGUAAACCAAUCAUGCCUGGGAGAACUGAGGUGGAGCAGUUGCAUAAGAUUUUCAAGCUUUGUGGUUCACCGUCUGAGGACUAUUGGCGAAAGUCAAAAUUGCCGCAUGCAACCAUUUUUAAGCCCCAACUGCCUUAUAGGAGAUGUGUUGGGGAAACAUUCAAAGACUUCCCUGCUGCCGCAUUAAGUCUCAUUGAAACACUCCUUUCAGUAGAUCCUGCAAAUCGUGGAACUGCAGCUUAUGCUCUAAAGGGCGAGUUCUUUACAACAAAACCACUUGCUUGUGAUCCUUCAAGCUUGCCCAAGUAUCCUCCAUGUAAAGAGUUCGAUGCAAAAGUAAGAGAUGAAGAAGCUAGAAGGCUAGGGACAGCUGGAACCAAGGGACAAAGGGCCGACCUUGAAAGAAAAGUACCAAGGGAAUCUAGGGCCAUCCCUGCACCUAGUGCCAAUGCCGAACUAAUCAUGUCCAUGCAGAAACGACAAAGCCAGUCCAACUCUAGGAGCCGCAGUGAGAUGUUCAACACCCAGCAGGAAGAAGUUGCUUCUGGGUUUCCUAUUGACCCACCUAGGCAAUCACAGGCCGAAGAGGCAAGUAAAGAUCCCCAGGCAAAUUAUCAUAGGAGAGCUUCACAUUCAGGACCGUUGGUUCACCGAACAGCAUGGUCAAAGGCUGGGAAGAACCUGGAUGAUGCUCCAAAAAUGUCAACAGGGGCAGACUUGUCAACCUUGUCCAGUUUAGUAGCGGCAAGGAACUUAUUGUCUGAUGACCGCAGAGAAAAAUCUUCUUCUACACAACCCGAGGCAAAAAAACUUGCCAGGUUGCCGGGGUCAUUCAAUGAUGUCUCUGGCUCUACCAGAGGACAGGAUUAUUACGGUCAUCAUGGGCAGGGUGUGUCAGGUUCCCAUCAACAGGAAGCUGCUAGGUCAAGCAACAGGGACCAAGUUAUGGGUUACGGACCCAAGGGACGCAAAAUCCACUACUCUGGCCCACUACUAGUUCCAUCUGGGAACACAGACCAGAUGCUCAAGGAUCAUGACAGACAGAUCCAAGAAGUUGUUCGACGAGCACGUAUAGAUAAAGAGAAAGUCAGGAGAGUUCAUCAAGGUGGCGCUGAAGGCAACCACCAAAGACCAGCUCGCCAUCAAGUACUUGCAUUCAGUGGUGGAGGCGCGUAAUGAAUGGUGCUCCCGCAGGUUUCAGCCAUUCCUUUUCAACACCCAUUUUAACGCAAAUAUUCAUCAAAAUGUUUUAUGUAUUGCAACAGUGUCAUUUUUUUGUAAGGUAAAAAAAUCAGCCACUGUUUACAUCUCCACGAAGUUCCACGUAGAGGGCUAAUAGGGUGUAAUAGAAAUUAGGGUACAAAGCGCAAAUGUCAGACUGUAAUUAGAUGUUUCAUGUUAGUGUAACAUCUGAAACAUCUAUCUAUGGCCUUCUUUAUUUACUUUCGGAGACUGUUUAUACACUAGAUAAUGUUCUUUAUCAAGUAUCACCUGUCUAUAUUCAGACUCUUCCUUCA
This is a messenger RNA of Papaver somniferum (opium poppy), 3095 nucleotides long. Its product is annotated as probable serine/threonine-protein kinase At1g54610. Gene Ontology annotation, molecular function: ATP binding; cyclin-dependent protein serine/threonine kinase activity; RNA polymerase II CTD heptapeptide repeat kinase activity. The transcript is spliced from 8 exons. NCBI's taxonomy places the organism in Eukaryota, Viridiplantae, Streptophyta, Magnoliopsida, Ranunculales, Papaveraceae. Gene Ontology annotation, cellular component: nucleus; cyclin-dependent protein kinase holoenzyme complex. Gene Ontology annotation, biological process: protein phosphorylation; positive regulation of transcription elongation by RNA polymerase II. The coding region runs from base 511 to 2754 and encodes 747 amino acids. The record is from RefSeq and is a predicted model, not a curated record.